Messenger RNA from Lineus longissimus, 4608 nucleotides. RefSeq names its product isatin hydrolase-like. Bases 3459 to 4337 code for a protein of 292 amino acids. The record is from RefSeq and is a predicted model, not a curated record. The transcript is spliced from 9 exons. Gene Ontology annotation, molecular function: arylformamidase activity. Lineage: Eukaryota; Metazoa; Nemertea; Pilidiophora; Heteronemertea; Lineidae.
AUCCAUGGGCAAGUUUACUUUUCACUUCAUGUUUUAGAUUUCAUACUUAGAAUUGAGCUCAGGAAUUAGGCUAGAAUAAGAAUGUGUGGUCUUUGAUAUCUAAACGGUUUAAAAGGCCUGUUGUCCUUCGUAGAGAGGUGGCUGGCUUCCCAAUGUGCAGCUUAGGAAUGGUAGUUGAUGACCACAUCGAUAGUCGCCAUCAUGGAUGACCGACCCUAUCUUUGGAUUGUUCUGUACAUUUCAUGGAGUAUGACACUUAGAGCAAACUGUCAGCUCUCACAGAUCUUCUACAUGUGCCCAGAGAUGGAGCGCGAUAUGGUGAAAUGUGGAGACGAGUUUAAGAUACACCAGGACGACCUAGCCACGUUCCCCGUUAACCUUAUUGCAGCCUCGGAUGAGAAGCAGAAACGCAUCUGUAGAUCAGGUGAAAUAAUGUCAGCCGCCAAGUGUAUAGAGGGCGCUAUCGACAAAGCCGACUGCAGCGCCAUGGAGUUUGAGACUGGAACGUCACUAAAGAAAAUCAUGAAAUUUAAUGGGACGACAAGUGCGGUUGUGCGUUUUUGCAACAGUAUUGGCACCAAAUACCAUCGCCAAGCAGUGAGUUGUUUCGGGGGAGCCUACAGAUAUAUGGCUGACUGUAUGACGGCGUAUGGUCCAGCAAUGGAGACCGAAGCCAAGAGGAAAAUCGCAAAUGCUGUCGAAAACCAGGAGAUAUUGGAAAUAUCUAUAUGUAUAUCCUACCAUAUAUACAAAUGGUGUACAGAGGUUGCCAUGGAAACAUGUCCUGAAGCACGUGACUAUGCCAUGGAGGUCCAGCGACUGAUCACGCCCGUGGUCUGUCAGAAACAUUAUUUCGGCCUCACCAAAGUUGGAUACUCUACGUCACAAGCGACGCAGAUUCUCUCGAGAGGGUUGUUUUUAUUCGUCCAUCUAAUUUUUUUUCAUAUACAGUUUUUAAUGCCCCAUUUGCUACAGUGUUCUUUGAUAUAGAAUGGAACUGACUCUCGAAAACAACGAACGGAACAAGUACGACCAAAAUCAAGUUGCCUUGAAUGGGACCUCUACAACAGUGAUUGUUUUGUGAUUAUGAUGAGGUAAAUGACUAAUGGCUUUUGUAACUUAAAAUUGAGUCAAGUGCGUGCUCUUGUUUUAUACGCAUUCAGAAUGAUUUGAGACCAAACUUCACCAAUGCUAGUUUAAUUUCAAGUGUACUACGUUUUCUGGGUGUUUGUUUCCGAAAUCUGAUAGUCGAUCGCGAUAAUUGCUUUUGAAAAUGUAAUGUGAAAGUGGAAAAGCGGCAAUUCCCACAGUCUGUUUCAUUAAGGUGUUGGUACUUAUAUGCGACGCACUUGCACGAGGAACUAGCUCGAUUCUGCCGCCCAGGGAAUGAAGUUAAGAGAACUUACAAAUUUUCGAGUAAAUUCUUUACAAAACGUUGUUUCGAUCUCCGGUACACUCAAACUCUAAUCCGGUGAAGAAAUUGCAGAACGUUUGAAAGAUGUCUUCUAACUGAGCCUAUAUUCCGACAGGACCUUUCAGUAAAGUAAUGAUGCAACGAUUGCUUCUCUUCAUGGUCAUGAACUGUAAAGCCAUUCAUAUCGAACUUAGUGCGCAAAUAUUCAGGAUAAAAACAGACUUCGUGAUAUCUGAAAAUGUGACGAGUGUGCGGCCUGGUCGGGAAGAAGUGGCGUGUGCUCUCUCCUGUAUUGCUGACGGGGACUGCGUAGCCUUCAGCGUAAUGGCCGAAGGGAGCUGCUUGCUCGGUUCAGAAGGUGAUAUUUCGCUACUCUCCCCCGGCGCCCUUUCUGGCAGAAAAUCACCCCUUCCCUGGUGCAUCCCAUCGCGGGGUGGGAUGCUAUAUCUCAAUGACCUGAACGGUGACGGCCAGCUGGACUUAAUAUGCCACAAUGGAGUAACUAAAACACUGAACUUUGCUCUAUCUAAGGGUAAGAAUUCCAUGAUCUUCAGUUAUCAGAAAGAACAGGAUUAUGAAGUGUGCCCCUCUGACCACAAAACCUUCUUGAGUGUUGGUCCGAUGUCUCGCAAUGGGGUCUCUAUAUUGUGCCAUGACUUGACGUCGAUGGACAAAGUGCAUACGCGAAUCAGCGGGUCGCUGAAUUUGGAAACAAAUGACUGGCUGAGAGGCGAUCCAUUCUGUAGUUGUAAAGAGUGUUUCGUUGCGAACAUAGGAUUUUUCGAUGACUCUACCAGGAGCCAACAACUCCUGUGUUCUGAUCCUAUUCAUGGAUCAGUAGAACUCUACGAUUUCGAUUCUGGUCAAAUCAAAACGAUUGCCCUAAGUUUCUGCAGAAAAAACAAUCACUAUGAGAGUAGAUUUUUCGCCCAUCGAAUGUUUGAAGACACGUAUUUCGAUCUGAUAUGUCACCAGAAGACGCUUUCGACAUCCGCCACCACGAUCCAAGUCUAUUUUGGUAACAAAUGGAAUCACGGGCCGGUGUCUCUGAACACAACCGAAACAUGUCCCUUCGACUCGUAUCUCGACAUGGGACACUUCAACCGCGAUCGUCACCUUGACUUGGUGUGCAUCUCCGGAACAGGCACGGAACGAAAAAUACGUAUUUUCUUAGCGAAGGAAAAUACGUUUAGCGGAGUUGACUGGGAGGGAACGUUCACUUGGUGCACUGAUCCGGGGUCGAGGAUUUUCACGGGAGAUUUUCUCGGGAAUGGCCGAAGUCAGUUCUUGUGUCACGGGCAGGAUGGCUCGCUUGAGAUGAUGGGUAGUCCUUUCAUUCAGUGAUGUACCACAACUGACUCGCCAGAUUGGACUUUAAUUCGAUACCCAAUGAAGUAAGCAAAGUGAUGUGUUUGCAAGAGAGUGGUGGUACGACUGACUCCAACUCGCCGCUCGUCAUUUGCCUACAUGUAAUCUGAUAUUGAGGAUUCCUGAUACUUUUACAGCUUACACUGUGGUGGCUCAGUCCAUUCUAGGAGAAAAUGGCAUUGUAUACACUCCGAUGUUCAGAUCAGUUUUUUACCAAGGUUGUCUGUUAAGAUCCGUUUGUACGUUCUAAUUAUCAUUAUCUGAUUAUGUAUGUCUGAGAACACUUGGCCUAUAUGCAUAAGCGCACGUAAGAGAGCCCUAUAAAUCAUUGCGUACGAACUUCGGUAACCGCGGUACAUAGAAGUACAUUAUCGUCGAGAAAGCUGCACCGUCUGAGAUCAGGUGGGUUGUGAUUCUUAAGUAUACCUAGGCUAUCUGCUUACAUGACUCAUGUCAUGUCUACACACGGCUAUUCAACACGCUCAUACCAGUAGACCCCGUGUGGUUGUUACCCGGCGGUAGCAGUUUCCGUGUCGGUUUCAGAGCUAUCUUUCAAAUAGGAGUUGCGGCUAUCCUGCGGGAACGCGAAUCAACCCACACAUCCUUCCACGGAUAAGUGCUUAGAGUUUAGGCUGGUUUCUCGAAGAUAAGUGCAAAUACUCAAGUCAACACUUUCAUGAUGACGUCAUACAUGACCUUGACGCUGCUUCUUCCCAGCCUCGUAAUGAGCGCGCCAAUGAAAAUGCCAGACAACAUGAUUGACAUGACCCACGGACUAGUCGACAACAUGCCUGCCUUUCCAGGACACGUUCCCUACACCUUCACCAUCAAUGUGAGGGGGGAGUACCCCCUGCUGAAGAACCCGGACAUUUAUAUAGAAAUGAACACGAUCCGCCUAUCAGAGCACACGGCAACACAUGUUGACGCCCCUGCCCACUUUGCAAAAGGAAAAUGGCGGAUUCACCAGAUUCCCAACCGGAACUUCGUGGCACCCGGGGUUGUCAUCGAUAUAAGGGACAAGGUAGCCAAGAACCCGGACGCACAGAUUGACAAAGAUGAUCUGAAAAUGUAUGAAGAGAAAUACGGACAAAUUCCAAAUAGGGCAUUCGUGUUACAAAAUGCUGGCUGGGAAGAACGGUGGAUGAACACCACUGAGUAUCUCGGAAGAAGCUAUACCAGUUCGGGGAACGUCAACAUAUCCAGCCUUCAUUGGCCGGGCUUCAGCCUGGAUGCGACAAAAUGGUUGGUCGAGGAACGGGAUAUUGUCGGGAUAGGCACUGAUGCAAUGUCCUUCGACCUGGGAAACACGAAGGACUUUCCUGUACACAGAUACCUUCUAGAGAAUAACCGCAUUGGCUUCGAGAUGGUCGCCAACCUCAGCAGGAUACCACCAGCCGGAGCCACCAUCUACGCCUUCCCUAUCAAAAUCAUGGACGGGAGUGGCGCCCCUGUGCGGAUGUUUGCGAUGUGGUCAAACGGAGCGGUUGCGCUCAAUCCUACAUCGUUGCUGCUGUCAUGUGUAUGUGCCAUUAUUUUGUUGUUGUUUCGUCAUUAAUUAAGAUGGCAUCCUAAUGGAAAUGUUUCCUGUUUGAAAUUCCCUGCGAGGAUCCAACUGCAGUACCCCCAACAAAAGUUCGUUUGUAUAUACAGCAGCCGCCAUGAUAAGGAAAUGUCUUUCAAGCUCUAAAUCCUUGAACAAUCCUUUGAACAAAAGAGUAGUUCUUAUCAUCCAGAGAGACUAAACUUUCUGUCACACCCGGCCAGCCUGUAUCACACACUUAAUGUUUUUAAGAAAUUAAUCAGAUAUAAAAAUAAAAGUUGUCUCA